GUUUCCGUUAUCUUUAGACGCACAAGAGAGAGAGACGAGGUUGCCACGGGAAAAAAGAAAUAUAUAUACAUACAUAUAAACACGUAUAUACUCAUAUAUAGAAUAUAUACGUGUAACGCGACCUUAAAUAACGGAUAAGAAAUCUGGUCAUGAAAUAAAAUCACAUUUAUUCCGGCGAUAUACAAUGAAACACUCGCCGUUGAGGUUAUAUCGCCGGUACGUGCGCGUCGACAUUUAGUGACUUAAAAAAAAUGGGAGUGUAGAAAGCAAGAAAAAAAAAAAACAAUGCCGAGAAAGAUGCUGGACCGAGGACGGUGCCGAACGAGUCCUUCCAGUAACGCGGAGUGUCGAUUGUGAUUUUGGAGUUUUAAGUGUCUUUUUCUUUUAUUUUCUAUUUUUUGUCCCCUCCCUCCGAAUCGCCGAACAAAAGAAGUCGCGUUGUGUCUGUGCAAAUGUGAGUGAGUGUUUUUCGUAAAUUUAUAUCAUUAUUAUUAUUAUUAUCAUUAUUAUUAUUACUACCGUCGCACUAUUAUUAUGGUGACGAGCAUUAUGAAUGGAAUUCAACGUGUUUAGGAAAUAACGAAAAGUUCGUAAGGUGAUUUAAAACGGCAUGCUUUUUUUAACAUUUUUUUUGUUCGUUCGAACUGAUCGAUUGAAUUUGAGUUUCGUCCGUUUGUCUCUUUGCCUCGGGGGGGCCCCGUCAUGUUAUGUCAACGUAACCCUGCGGCAGCACUGCCGCCUCUUUAGUAAUUAACCAAACAAAAUGGACACCCCGAGAUAACGAUUAAACGAAAUAAACCCCUCGUGUGUGAGAGUGUGUACAUUCUCGAUGUUUUUGUUUUAUAAAUGGAAUUGACGGUGAAAUGGGAACGAAGCGUGGUGAAACAAGUGAGAGAAGAGAAUCAAUGAUGGGUACACUACUGGUGAUAGAAAGGAUCGUAAAGUGCCCUCUUGAGCCCGAGACGGAGGCGAAGAUUAGUGAAGCGUAAAGACAUGGACUCGUACGAUCUAUUUGGCGAAGAUGUCAGUGGUUCAAUGCUCGAUGCUCUUCCUGAUCUUGGGGGUAACGAUCAUUUUGACCCGGCAGGACCGAACAACAACGUGGUAGUAAACAGAGAUGGGACAAAUCCAGGACCGAACGGUGGUGGAGGCGGUGGGAGUUAUAUCACUCAGCCUUAUGGGAUAACGCAGGAGUCGCCAUUGGCUAAAUUGACGUCUUUCGGCGGUACGGAAUUUGGUAGCGGGAGUCAGCAAUUGUCAAGUACGACGCAGCGAGCGAUGUUUAAUCAGGGAAUCGGUAGUUUCGAUGCGGGUGCCCCGCAGCGGGCGGCGAUGGUGCCGGUUGGUUUUCAGCAGAAUCCAGCGAGGAGUAUGGGGCCUCAGCAUCGCGGUCCUCAUCCGGUUGCGGGAGGUCAGUAUCCCGGUUAUUCGGACAAUAUGUAUUCGAUGGAGCAGCAGCAUCCGAUGGCGCGUGGAAAUAUGGGAAUGGAUCCGAGUAUGCAAGGCUGGCCGGGUGCGGCUGGUACGUAUUCGCAGAUGCAGAGGCAUUACAAUCAGAUGGGACCGCAGCCAGGAGCGUAUAGGCAGCACAUGCCGCAGUAUUCUCAUCAGCAGGAUCAAACGGGUAUUAGUCAAAAAUUGCAGCAACAGCAGCAGCAACAGCAGCAACAGCAGCAGCAACAGCAACAUUUUAACGCGCAGCAAGGUAUGAUCGGUACGAUGGGAGUACCGCAUCAGGCGAUGCAGGCUGCUGGUGGAGCGGGCGUUUAUCAGCACAUGGUUGGCCAGCAGCAGCAUUAUCAGCAGGCGAACCCCGCGGGGAUGUAUCAGGCUUCGGGGGGUUAUACGGCUUUCGCGACAGCCGCGGCGAUGCAUCAACAACAGCAACAGCAGCAACAACAACAGCAACAGCAGCAGCAACAGCAGCAGCAGCAGCAGCAACAACAAGCCGUAGCUCAGCAGCAGCAACAAGCGGCUCAGCAGGCUCAGCAACAACCUCAACGAAUGCCGCAUCAUCAUCAGCAGCCUCAUCCAACGCUUCAGUCUCUUCCCUCUCACCCGCAGUAUCCGCAACAUCCGCAGCAUCCGGUGGUGAGUCAGCAAGCAUCGAUGGAACCCCAGCAGCAGCAACAACAACCCCAACAGCCACAGUAUCCUCAUCAUACCGCACCAAUGUUCAAUCAGCCCCAGCAUCCCGGACCUAAUGCUCAAUUUGCUCCGACUAAACACGCGACGAGUCCUCAGUACAGAGCGGCCUUCCCGCAAUUGUCACCGCAAAUGUCGCCCAGGCCCCAAAUGUCGCCGAGGCCUCCGGCGGUGCAACAACAAAUGUCACCGCGACCGAUCAUGUCGCCGGCUAAACCAACCACACUGUCGCCGCAUCCACACGUACAAAUACCACAUCAACAGACUGGUCCUCCGACGAACUCACUUUCCGUUUCACCUUGUCCACCGACAUCGAUGUCCUUGAACUCUUCCGGUGGUACACAACAACAAACGACCUUACAAGCUCUCGAACAAAUGGUUAUACCUGGUGUUGCCGUCACGAAUUCUAACGUGACGCCACAGGAUUACAACCAGUUUCAAUCGCGUCCAACGAUGCCACAUCCUUCGGGAAUAAUGCCGCAGCAGAAUGCACAAAAUUCUAUGCCACCGGUCACCGGACCGAGAAUGCCGAUGCCUUCGCAAUGGCCACAUCCGCAACAGCAGCAGCAACAACAACAGCAACAACAACAGCAACAGCAACAAAAGCAGCAGCAGCAGCAGCAACAACAGCAACAACAACAACAACAACAACCUCCACCCCCUUCUGCACCGCAGCAGCAGCAGCAACAACAACCGCAACCACAACCACAACCACAACCACAACCACAACCCCAACAACAAAUGAGGCCAAGCAUCAGCGUGAACGAUUCCCGAGGGAUGAUGGACCAGCAGCAGGUUCCGACGACGAGCGAGCGAAGUCCCAUGUUUCCUAUCAACGGCAACGACGUUAUUCACAACGUAGUUGAAACUACUACGAGAGAUACGACCGACAAUUCACAAAUUGUCGUUAAUAAUCCUUCCGUUCACGAAAUCGAGACGAACGAACAACAAUCGUUGGUUAAGCAGAAUAGCGAAAUGCUCGGACAGCCCCAACAGCAGCAACAACUGCAACCUCCUCCUCAGCAAAUGCAACAGCAACAUCCCCAGGUGGAGAGCUCGGUUCUUACGAACAAUCAGAUGAGUCUUGCUCAGCCUAUGGAACCGACGACGUCUAUGAGAUCGAGUCCGAUCGAAACGGUGCAAUCGUUACCCGCUUCGAGCACCAGCGGCAACAUCGAAUGCGGAGCUUCCUCCCCGAUGAUGCAGCCCCAGCAACAACCACCAACGUCCAGUGUCGUUUCCAGUGGCAACGUGUGCGACUCAAACGACGUUACGAUCAGUGAACAACCCCAACAAGAAAUUAAUACGAUACAACAUCUUUCCGGGCCUACUGUUAGCGCUUCGAUGCACAAUCAGCAAGCGAUGUCCAAUCAAACCCAACAACCUGUAGCCCAGCAACAACAGCCACCUCAAACCCAGCAGCAACAGGCUAUGGUUUGUCAGCCACAACCCGUACAGCAGCUUCAUCCGGGCCAGCAGAUGGUACAAAUUCAACCGCCUUUGCAAUCUCCUGGUGUAACUCAGCCUCAACAAUUAGUCCACUCGCAACAGGUCCAACCUCCGAUCGUACCGUCCCAACAUUCUCCCAUAGGACAGUCGCAGCCGAGCCAAAUGGUGCAGCAGCAGCAACCACAGUCGUCCCAGCUGGCUCAACAACCGCAGAUGGUUCAAAUGAUGGGACAACCGCCACAACAACAGCAGCCUCAACAAAUUGCGCAGCCUCCACCAGCUGAAACGAUGGUUCAACCACAACAGCCAACCAUACAAGUAGCACAGCCUCAGCAACCCAUUCAAGUUGGACAACCUCAGCCGUCCCAGCAAAUUGGACAGCAACCAAUGGCACAGCCACAACAACAACAACAACAACAACAACAACAACAACAACAACAACAACAACAACAACAAUCUCCUCAAAUUGGCCAGUCCCAGCAGGCUCAAAACCAAUCUCUUCUGCCACAACAACCUCCUCCACAGCAAUCACCUCUUCAAGUUGGUCAACAAGCCCAACAACAGCAACCGCUCAUGACCCAACAAGUCAUGAUUCCCACCAGCAAUGCUAUGAUUCCCUCUCAAUUGCCUCUCCAAACUCCAAUGCCUCCCCAAAUGGCGCCUCAAGUUUCUCAGUUACAAACAACCGUCACCCCACCAAAUACGACUCUCAUGGCUCCCCAGCAAAUGGCCCCUGUCGUACAAACGACCAAUAUGCCUCCUCUCACCAAUGCUCAAACCACCGUACCGGUUCAACCUGCAUUUGGUGAAUACACAAACAUGCAAAAACCUACCAGUAUGUACACCAGCGAUAUGAUCGUCGUUGGAUCUGGACAACAAACUCCCCAACCCAAUCAACAACAACCACAGCAACAACAACAACAACAACAACAACAACAACAGUAUCACACCCCCGGCGAAAUGGUCACUGGGAAUACCGUGCCCAACAUGUACACCAUGCCACCGGUCACCACUCCCACUCCUGUCAUUUCUACGCCCUUCAAUAACGCUUGUGCACCCGUUACUCAUCAUCAAGAAAGAGCCGCUCUCCAACAACAGCUACAGGAAUUGUACUGCAUGCCACCUGCUCCUGACUGCCAAGAAAAAAUUGUCAGCUUGCAAGACAAACUUCAGGCGCUGCAACAACACGAAACUAACGAACAGUGCAACGGAGGACCUCAGUGCAUACUGCAGACUCCCAUGUUUGCUGCUGCUGUCGUAGACAGCCCUCAGGUUUCAAGCACGACCGGUCGAGGACGAAGUAAAGGAACUCCACGUACGAAAAAGAGUCGAAAAAAAGCGGACAAGGAAGCAGCACCACCGAUUAUUGCUACGCCGAGUGUACAGCCCGAACAACCAUUGUCGGAUAAUCUUGUGACACCCGGUGACAGUAGUAACAUUGUCGACAGCGUUGCGGACUCCGAGGACAACAAACCAUCGUCGGGUGGCGAUGUCGAGGAAGAUUGGAACAAGAGCAGAAAAUCACGACCGCCGAGGAAACCAAGAAAGCCUAAAGAACCAAGGGAGCCGAAAGAAGCCAAAGUUAAGAAAGAGCCUAAACCACCCAAAGAGGCUAAAUCACCGAAACGAAAGAAGAGGAGCAGAGAAACCAAGGAUUCUUCGAAACGUGGCAGUAAAAAAAAAACUACUCAGUCGGAAUCAGCUGACGAAGAAGCGGCGGCGACAGUUGUACCGGAAACCGAAGAAGCUGUUGCCUCCGAACCAGCACCUGUUCAAGACGCUGAGGUGAAACCGAGUGAAUCACCAAUUCAGGAUGAUCAAGAGCACGUCGAUUCCUCGACUACCGAGCCUAUAGUUCCCGACACGAAGGAAGACAACGAGGCUAAAGUCGAAGAACCCAGCGAAACUAUUGAAGAGGGUGAGAAAAAAGAAGCCGGCGCGGAAACGACGGAAAAAGAAACCGUCGAGGCUUCCACACCGGCUAAGAAAAAACCUUCGCGAAAACGAUCAGUUGGAAAAUCUUCGAUUGGAAGAUCGCCUCGUAGUUCGAAAAAGCGCAAGAGUCGUAUAGCACCGGAUUCUGACGGCGAGGAACUGGCAGCGACUCCGCCACCAUCGCCGGAAGCCGGUGAAGACCUCAACAAACGACGAUCAGCGAGAAAUACUCAUCGCAAGAAAUACGUCGAUGACGUUAUGCUUAGAUUUUCCGAUGACGAUGUACCCGUCCAAGAAGGCUCGGCUUCUAAAAAGUCAGAUGGUGCCAGUGGCUCAAAACCUUCAGCGAUUAAACGCGAAAAUGAGGGCGGUGAUGUUGGGCCGAAUAAGCCUAAUUUCGUGUACAUCAAUACUACGGACGAGGACUCGAUGGUUGUGCAGCAUAUUCUUUGCGUACGAAUGGGUAAGCGAGAAGUAAAACCACCGGCUCCGGUGGAAGUGAAGUCAGAGGUAGAAGAAAAAUCCGAGGGAACAGUGGAUGCGGAAAAGUCGGAUGUUGAGGGAGUGAAGAAAGAGGGCGAAGAUGCUGCUGUGGCCGACGGUGAAAAGAAACCGGAAACGGAAAAGGGCGAAUCCGAAGAGAAUGAUAAAGAACCUAAGACGGAAGAAACGAAGGAAACAACUGAAAAAGAUACUGACAAAGAAAAUAAGGACGAAGAAGUUAUAGGAAAAGACAAAGAAGUCGAAGCUGCUAGCGAGGAAAUUUUAGCAGUAAAUAAGGAAGCGCAUGAAGAAAAAAUGGAAACAGAAGAAAAUGCAAAAACCGGGAUGGAAGUGAAAGAUCAAGAAAUCCCAGAUGAAAAAGAAGAAGAACCAGAAGUUCCAUCUUCUGAAUCGCUCAAGAAAGAUGCAGAAAAAGAGAACACUGAGGAUAACGACGAAGAGGAAAAUACGAAGAGUACAGAAAACAAAGAGGAAGAAGAAAUGGCCAAAAAGAAUGAAGAAAAUUCCGAAAAGAAAGACGAUCCUGAGGAUAAAGAACCUGAUGAAACGGUCGCAACCGUGACUGAAGAAAAAGACACAGCCGAGGAGGAAAAUGACGGCGUUGAGAUGAAGGAUGAAAAAGGAGAAUCCAUUAAAGUAAAAACUGAAGUUGAAUCUCAAGUGCCUGAAAGCACAGAAAAUGUUAACACCGAAACAGUCAAACCAGAAAUGAUCGAAGUAGAAGAAUACCUCGUCAAGUAUCGAAACUUUUCUUAUCUGCAUUGCGAGUGGAGAACCGAGGAGGAAUUGUACAAAGGCGACAAAAGGAUACAAGCCAAAUUGAAGAGAUUCAAACAGAAGAUGGCGCAGAACACAAAUAUAUUUGAAAACCCGGAAGACGACCCCUUCAAUCCAGAUUUCGUAGAAGUCGAUCGUGUGUUGGAUGAGGCAAAGCAUACGGAUCCAACAACGGGUGAGACGGUUCGGCAUUUCCUCGUGAAAUGGCGUUCGCUGCAGUACGAGGAUUCAACGUGGGAAUUAGAGGAGAACGUUGAUCCGGAUAAAAUAGUGCAAUUUCACAGGUUCAAUAAGUUGCCACCAAAGGAUCAGUGGAAACCGAAGAAAAAGCCGACGAAUGCGGCGUGGAAAAAGUUGGACGUAUCGCCGAUUUACAAGGGAGGAAACAGUCUGAGGCCUUAUCAGCUGGAAGGUCUCAAUUGGCUGUUAUUUUCGUGGUACAACGGUCACAAUUGUAUACUCGCUGACGAGAUGGGUCUUGGAAAAACGAUUCAAUCAUUGACGUUCGUAGACGCAGCUUAUAAGUACGGGAUUCGUGGACCUUUCCUCGUGAUCGCACCGCUGUCAACGAUACCAAAUUGGCAGCGAGAAUUCGAGAGUUGGACGGACAUGAACGUGGUGGUUUAUCACGGUUCAGCCGCGAGUCGCACGAUGCUGCAGGAGUACGAGGUUUAUUACAAAAACGACAAGGGUGUACAGAUCAAAGAUCUCAUUAAAUUUAACGUUCUCAUAACGACUUUCGAAAUAAUAAUAACUGAUUUCAAUGAAUUGAAAGGUUAUAACUGGCGCUUGUGCGUUAUCGACGAAGCGCACAGACUUAAGAACCGAAAUUGUAAACUGCUCGAAGGCUUGCGACAACUGAACCUCGAGCAUCGUGUUCUUCUCUCCGGUACGCCAUUACAAAACAACGUAAACGAGUUAUUCUCACUGUUGAAUUUCCUCGAGCCCACACAAUUCGCCAGCAGCGAAGCUUUCCUCAAAGAAUUCGGCAAUCUCAGCAGCGAAUGCGAAGUCAAUAAAUUGCAAUUACUCUUAAAGCCAAUGAUGCUCCGAAGAUUGAAAGAAGACGUGGAAAAAUCGCUUGCCCCCAAGGAGGAGACAGUCGUCGAGGUUGAAUUGACGAAUAUCCAGAAAAAAUAUUAUCGCGGUAUUCUCGAGAGAAACUUUUCGUUCCUCGCGAAAGGCACGACUUCGGCAAACAUACCGAAUUUGAUGAACACCAUGAUGGAACUUCGAAAAUGCUGCAUUCAUCCUUUUUUGCUCAACGGUGCCGAGGAUCAGAUACAAAUGGAUUACAAAUCACCGGACAAGGAAGACAGCGAGGCUUACUAUCACGCUUUGGUAAACAGUUCCGGAAAAAUGGUUCUCAUCGAUAAAUUAUUGCCGAAAUUAAAAGCUAGUGGACACAGAGUUUUGAUAUUCAGUCAGAUGGUCAAGUGUCUCGAUCUUCUGGAGGAUUAUUUGCUCUACAGGAAAUAUCCGUACGAAAGAAUUGACGGUAGAAUCAGAGGAAAUUUGCGACAAGCUGCGAUUGAUCGUUACAGCAAGCCUGAUUCCGACCGUUUCGUUUUUCUUCUAUGCACGAAAGCCGGUGGUCUUGGAAUUAAUUUAACAGCUGCUGAUACCGUAAUUAUUUACGACAGCGAUUGGAAUCCGCAAAACGAUCUUCAGGCUCAAGCUCGUUGUCAUCGUAUUGGCCAACAAAAAAUGGUCAAAGUUUAUCGUUUGCUUUGCCGCAAUACCUACGAACGAGAAAUGUUUGACAAAGCUUCCUUGAAGCUUGGACUCGACAAAGCUAUCUUACAGUCCAUGAACACUGCCCAAGGUGGCAAAGAUCCUAACAACAAACAAUUGACGAAAAAGGAAAUUGAGGAUUUGCUUAAAAAAGGAGCAUACGGGGCGAUCAUGGACGAUGACAAUGCCGGUGAUAAAUUUUGCGAAGAAGACAUCGAACAAAUUCUUGAAAGACGAACACAAAUCAUCACUAUCGAAGCCGAAAAAGGAUCCACUUUUUCCAAAGCGAGCUUCGCGUGCUCACAAAAUCGUUCUGACAUCAAUAUCGAUGAUCCGGACUUUUGGAAAAAAUGGGCCAAAAAAGCUGAAAUCGAUACUACCGAAAAGAAGGAAGAAGAAGAUCUCGUCAUUUCAGAACCACGACGCAGAACUCAGAUUAAACGUUAUGGUCACGAUGAAUCGGUCGUUGAUAUGUCGGAACUCGAUAGCUCUGAUGACAACAGUGACGAUGAAGGAACUGGUCUGACGGGAAGAGGAAAGAAGAGACGAGACAAAUUUGGAAAGAGAACGCGAAAGUUCUACGACGAUUACGUGCCAAGGGACGGUGAAGUAGUUUACGGAAGUUGGGCUCGAACGGAGUGUUUCAAGGUGGAACGUGGUCUGUUAACAUUUGGAUGGGGACGUUGGGAAGACAUACUCCAGCACAGUCAAUUUCGUCACGGUUGGCGAGGCACCGACGUCGAGGAUUGCGCCCGAGUUAUUCUCCUCUAUUGCCUGCGUUAUUUUCGCGGUGACGAGAAGAUUCGAAGUUUCAUAUGGGACCUAGUGACCCCUCUGGAAAACGGGGAAAAAAUAAAGACGAUCCCGGCAAAUUUGCAGUCGAGGCACAGUCGACAGAAGAAAAAGAGUCGCGUACGGGAAUGUCGCGAAACUCGAGGAUCAACCAUUAACGGUGGACCGAUGGAUCCGAACCAUUGGAGUCAGGCCGAAAAAUACGACGGUGAUAUAUUCCUCGAGAGUACAUACAAGAAGCAUCUGAGUCGACACGCCAACAGAGUUCUUCUACGAGUACGAAUGCUCUAUUAUAUCAAGCACGAGAUAAUCGGCGAUUUGGUGCAGCACAUAUCCGACGGAGUACAUGUCAGUGCGUUGCGGAUAAACCCUCCGCAGUUACCGGAGCGACCAGCGAAAUGGUGGGACACGACGGCAGACAAGUCCCUAAUAGUUGGCUGCUACAAACAUGGCUACGAGAAUUACGACCAGAUGAGGACCGAUCCCACGCUUUCUUUCAUUUCAAGCUGUCCUCCCCCUUCCCAGACUCAGACCGCCCAGAUCAAGGAUGAGAGUAACAACAUCGAGCCUGAAAACGAAGACGGGGAGAUAUUAACUGUGCCGAAGGAUCCGAAAGAGCCGGAAAAAUUCGGAAGCGAAACUCCCGCGGAUUCGCCGGCCAUUUCCGUCAAAGCCGAUACCCCGAUAUCUGCUGAAGCAGGGGGCAGUCACGACGGCACGGAAAUCAUUAUCGAUGAUGAUAAAUCUUGGCCCAGUACGGUCGAUCUUAAUACAAGAUUGCGACGAGUUAUCACAUCGUAUCAACGCACCAUCGUUAAAAAGGAUGAUGGCAAAACUAUGAUGAAAGGCAAAAUGGAACUUGGCCAGCAACAGCAACAACAGCUCCAACAACAAAUGCAACAACAUCAUCAACAACAGCAACAACAUCAACAGCAACAACACCAACAACAACAACAACAACAGUCCCAAGCCCAACAACACCAACAACAGGGACAGGUCGACAUGGCUAAUCAUGCUGGCACCGUCACCGAUCCACCUUUGAAUAUGCAAGGAUGGGACUUGCAACAACUCGCUAUGUAUCUGUUGAAAAUGGAAAGGAGAGAAAAGAUGGAAGCAAUGGUCAAGGAGCGCGAGAGAACGCGCUUCGAAGAACAAAAGGCUAAGUGGUCACGACGAGAAGAGAACGAAUUUUUACGCGUAGUUUCGACAUACGGCGUAAAUUACGACAGGAAGAAAGCCCAGUACGAUUGGACUAAAUUCAAGAAUAUCGCCAAAUUCGACAAAAAAACUGAUGCUGAUUUGACCGACUAUUACAUGUCAUUCAGAGCAAUGCUUAAGAAAAUUUGUAAUACCAAAACCAACGAGGACGAAGCUCAUUCGGACAUUCCAAUGGAACAUCUAACCCCGAACAAGGCUCGACAUAUAUUGGGCCGCGUCGACCUGCUGAGUAAAAUUCGAGAAGAAAUUCUAUCGCAUCCUCAUCUCGAAGAGAGAUUGUCACUGUGUCAGCCGUCCGGUGACACACCAGAAUGGUGGCAACCAGGUAAACACGACAAGGAAUUACUACUGGGAGCUGCGAAGCACGGUUUAGGCCGUACAGACAUCACGAUUUUAAACGAUCCCGAUUUUUCAUUCCACAAAAUGCUCGGCAAGAGUAUUUACAAUGUAAUGCAACCAACGAAAAUAUUCGAAAAACCAGAAAAAGCUAUAAAGAUCGAGAGUCGAGAGGAUAUUUUGAAAUUCGACAAAAACGAAAUUCUUGUCAAGUUGGAAAAAGGCGAAGGUACGCUUAAAAUAGAGAAAGUGGCGAUGAAAAAAGACGGUAGUGGGACGAUGGAGAAAAAGUUGGAGACUUCGAGUCCCGAGAAAGGUCAAGUCCAAUUGACACUCGUGAAGACAGAAACAAAAGCCGAAGAAAUCGCACCAAAUAACGGUCUCACGAUCAUGAGUCUUCCGAAACUGAAAACACCCGAGCCGGAAAAAGUGAUCGAGGAAAUAGACGUUGAACCCGAGACAAAGAUUGACACAGCUCCGAAGCAAACGACGGCUAGCGAAGCGGAAAAACCGUCAAAAGACAACGAAGAAAAAGUGGAUGGAGAAAAGACGACUGAAAAGCAAUCGGAGUCCGCCGAAGAGCCAGAAGUUGUGGAAAUGGAAAAGUCGGUCGAGAAAGAAAAAGAAAAAUCGGAGGUCGUAGUCGAUAUUACGGAGGAAGAAAAGUCAGAUGUGGAUAAGGAGAAAGAGAAACCCGUGGAGGAAGCAUCUGAAUUAAAACCGAAAGACGUUGAGGCCAAUAAGGUUGUAACGGAGGUUAAAGAGACUGAGACAGAUGUCGAACCUGUAGAAAAAUCUGUGAGCGAAGAAGUCGCAAAAACUUCUCAGGAAGAAGCUGCAGCUAAAAAAUCUGACGGAGAAAAGCCGGAAGAAGAAGAGACGGGAGAGCAAACAGAAAACGAGAAAAAAGAGGAAGAAGCAAUGGAGAUUGGAAAAUCGGAAGAGAAAAUGACGGAAGAAAGUCCAGUCGUCGCGGAAGAAUCGACGAAAAAGCAAGCUGAAAAAGAAUGCGAAAAAACUCCAGAGAAAGAAAAAGAGCCUGAAAAAAUGGAGGAAGACGUUAGCAGUGCCAAAGAGAUCGUCAUUGAAGAAAAAUCCGAAACGACCAAGACUUCUACCGAAUCUACUGAAACACCGCCUGUCGAAGCAACGAAAACCGACGUCGAGAAUACUGUUCAAUCUGAGACUAAAGAAUCUGAAAUUGAACCAGAAUGCGAGAUCAAAGAACUCGAAGUUAAGGAAAUUGUUAAAGAAGAAGUUGUACAAGUUGAGGAUAAAGCCUCAAAUGUCGAGGCGGAUCAAAGCAAAUCCACUAAAAUAGAGGACAAGUGCAGCGUUCAAGCUGCCGAACUCAAAGCCAUGUUCCCUGAUCUCGAAGUGAUUCAGCCUUUGUCCCGAUUGACCCAAAUCGAUACUUUUGUCUUACGUGACAAAACUAUCGAUUAUAACGAGCCAACAGUUGCGCAGCUUCUUGCACACAGUUACCAGUCAUCGGUAAAAUGGCCUAAGGAACAUGCGAUUGAAGCGCGUUUGAUGCACAUCGUUCAUGCGAUCGAGCACAAGGAGUGGCCAGUAGCAGUGAAUUUUACGGCGGGCGAUGAGAUUGAAUCCGCUCAAGCGCAACAGUUGAGCAACGAAAAGGAUAAUUCGGAGGUCAUCACAAUCACUACCGAUCACGGUGUGUCGCGAGUUCUGGCAGCUGGAAAUUCCAACACCACGAGCGGCAUGAACAACAUGAAUAAUAGUAACAAUAGCAAUAUUAGCAGCAAUGCCAAUAACAAUAAUAAUGCCAAUGUCAAUACGAGCAACAAUAGCAGCAACAAUAACAGCAACAAUAUGGCUGUUCCGAACGUGACGACAACCGUCGCCGUUUCCGCAGCUGCUGCCAAUGCCUCGAAAAAACGCAAGAGACACAUUGCCAUUGAUGUAGAAACGGAACGAGCAAAACUUCACGCGUUACUGAACAGCAGUCACAUGGCACCUCAGCCACCUCCAACGUUGAGCAAACCGGCCGCCGCUAUGCCUGGAACGUCUUGGGAAAGCAACGAAGAGGUGCAAACUGAGGAAACGCGACGUUCGACGCCGAUGCAACCGCCGCCAGCUCAUCAACAGGCGAGAACACCGAAUAUGCCCUUCGAUUUGAAAUACACUGUACCGGGGAAAACGACUAUCAUUCCUGGCACCUCAAGCACUCUUACUCCGAUCGAUUUAUCCUCUGGAUACAUGAAAGCUGCUCCGGAGCCUACCAGCAAAGACAUGAUGAGUGAAGUACAAGACUUUUCAAUGCCCAGUAAAAACAAACAAGUGAGCAGUAACAAGGGCAAACUUGAUAGCAUGCUCGAUAAACUGAUGAAACGUAAAAAUUACCCGGCUGACGAGCCAGUAGUGGGUAAAGAGAAGAAGCGUCGAAAAUUGGAUGAGAUAGUUCUCGGACUUAGCGCAGCGAAGGAACAGCAGAGUACUCAUUAUCCGGAGCACAGUAAGAAAAAUCCAAUAACGCCGAACGUGACGGUAACGCCGACUUCAGCGCCGAUUGGUCUUCCGAAUCCACCAGCACCGUCGCAAAAGCCAUUCUCGAUAACUGUUACGUCGAUACCGUCGUCGAGGGCAUCGGGUUCGUCGUCGAAUCAUCCACCACCGUCCAUGCACUCGCACAAAGACAGUUUUGCCGCUUUACUCGCGCAGCAUGAACACCAGAAUCGCGAAUUGAAGAAGCAGCAACAGCAACAGCAGCAACAGCAUCAACAACAUCAGCAUCAGCAACAGCAACAUCAGCAUCAUCAUCAACAACAACAAGCAUUCAACUCUGCUCACAUGUCGUCGAGCAGCCAGCGCAAGAGUUACGACGCUAUGAUUGCUGAUAUAAAUAAAGUUGCCGAAUAUUCGUCAAAAAUAGGCUCGUAUUCUCACGAAGCAAAAGUAAACAAAUGGCUCGCCGAACAAACCGCAAUGUCGGAACAAAUGGGCGCGGAAUAUCUGAGCGCACCGAGACGCCGGAGACCACGAGUCGAUCCAUCUCUCCUGGAUUGGAAAAAACUCACCGGUGAGGAAAACGUGGCUGUUAUUAACAGGUUAACAGGGAAAAAAGUGACUGGGAGUAAAGCUCCUCAGUUGAAGCGUCUCGGUCAAUGGCUCAUCGAAAAUCCUAUGUUCGACGUCGAUCCGAAAUGGGCGGAAUUGGUUAAGGAACGCGGUAACUUGCCUCACGAUUUGCAAAAACGUUUACCCGGUAGCGAUCGUGGUGGUAACAAGGGCAAAAGUCCUGGUCGACCACCGAUGAUGCCAAGCCCAACGAGUCAACAAACCGCUAAUUCGGCGAAUCUCGCAGCCUCCUCAAUGGCUGCUGCUUCCGGCUUGAAUUUCUCGUCGCUCGGUAAUCUCAAUAAUUCAUUGUUAUCGGGUCUUUCACUCGGUAAUUUUGAUCCAAAGAACAAUCCGUUAUUGAUGCCAUUCGGAGGAUUGCCGAAUCUCGGUGCCCUCGGCGGGCUCGGGAAUUUGGGAAAUUUGAGCAAUAUGAGUCUUACAAAUUCGUUGUUCGCGAAUCUCGCCGGACUUGGUUUGCCCUCCCUCGCUGGUAUGGAAGCGGCCCUCGGGGGCGGAGCUUCCUCCACGAGUCAAGCUGAAACCAACGUCGUUAAUUCGUCAGUUGGAAAAAUGGCGAAUUCAACGAAUUCAACAUCAACGAGCAAAUCACGUAAUAAAAUGGAAUCUUCUUCGAAAGCCUCGGCGCCGUCGACUUCGACCUCGUCUUCGUCGAUGCCAACGACGACACCGUUCCCCUUCUUCUUUCCAAAUCCAAGUCUGCUCUAUACGCCUCUUGGUCUCGGUGGUUUGAAUCCAUUCUCGAUGCAACCAGGUGGUGUAUCCUCGGCUUACGAAAGUUUGGCACAGUGCGGCUUGUUACCGCCAAGCUCAUCGGCCAGUGGCCAAGCGACGACCUCAACUUCGUCGUCCUCGAGAAAACCGUCCUCGUCGAGCAGCUCCCGACAGCAGCGUGAGAUCGUCGCUGAAUCCCUGAAGCGCAAAGAAGCUGAAAAAAAAUCACGAUACUCGAUGGAUCCGAGCUUGAGUCUCCAGCAAUAUUCCGAUUUGGCGCUACACAGCGAAGUUGAUAGAAGAAGAAACGAGCCUGAGCGCAGUGAAAGUAAAAAAGAGACCAUCGAAUUGAGCGAAAUCGCGGAUUUGUCAGCGAGAAUAGAGAGGAAGAGUAAGGAGCAAGAAAUGAAAGAAGCUCUGGAGCAACUUUCUCGAACGAGCGCUGAACUGUUAACGAGAAAUUUGGAGGAUUUACAAAGGCCAUCGUCGAAACGUUCGAGGAACGUGGAUCAUCAACACGCGAUAGAGCAACAAAUACCAGCUUCGUUGGAGGUCACACUCGAACCCGUUUCGAAAAGAAGCCGCACCGAGAUCGUCGAUACGAGUCCAAAAGUCACAAUGACGGAGGCGAACGUUGAAAUUGAAACGAUUCUUCGGCCUGUACCGAGCAAAGCGUUGCCCGCUGCCCAAACAUCACAACCAGCGGCGAGCGCUCCUUCUGUUCCGUCAGUUCCGCCUCCCCGCGAAAGACAACCCACUUCCCCGACGCCCGUACGUCAACCUUCGCCGACGGCACCUCCGCAAGAAGCUGCUGCCGCACCUCUGCAAGAGUCGCCCCCGACUCCGGCAGCUCCUCAACCGGCACAAGAGGAUAGUGCCUCGCUCAAUACUUCAAAUAAUAGCAAUAAAGAAUCUGUCGAAUCGCAGCCUCCUGAUGAAGCGCCGCGAUCCCAAUCGCCCUCCUCGCAAUCCCCGGCCCAACAGCAACAACCACCUUCGCAACAACCAGAGACCCAAGAACCUCAACAACCACCACCACAAUCCAAUACCAAGGCUGAUAGUAAUAAAACUCCGGAAGCGGAGGACGAGCAAAAGACGACGUCAGUCGUUGCCUCCGCCGCCUCCUCCUCUUCAAAGAGUAAAAAAUCACGCAGUGGCAAACGCAUGAGCGUCGAGCCACCGCCAGAACGUAAAAAUCUUCGCUCCAGCGCCGGCAGACAAGCUCGUGCUGCGGCUGAGAGACAAGCUCGCAUGGUCGAGGGUGAACAAAACGCUGCUGAGAAUCAACACGAUCCACACGGUGGUGGUGAGUGAUGGGAAAAAAACGUGAGUUCGCGACGCACUAGGAAUAUCGAUACGGCUGCUGCUACUGUUGCUGCUGCUCCUCCUCCCGUUGACGCCCCAACCGUUAUCGAUAAUUCGUCAAGAGCGAACACACGGUCAACCACUUAUCGAGAUAAACAACAAAACAACAAUAAAAAUACGCUACCGACGAUACGGAAAUCGUCGCGUUUAAGGGGUGCUGCUGCAAAACAUUUCCAAAACCCUCUUUAAACGAUUUCAUCCAUUCCGGGACGUUUGUAUAAACGCGCGCGCAUGUAGUGAUGAACGUGUGAUCUCCACGGAAUUUUUAGUGCACGGGGUGGCAAGGAGAUUUAAAAAAUCGACAAAAUCGCAAAGUAUUUGCAAAAGACUACGUAGAUCCGUAGCGACACGAAUAAAUCAGUGGUAAUUGUGAAAAAUAAAAAAAUAAAUGACACACAAGUUCAAGAAAAUACAUGAAAUAUCACAAGCGACAAUUCAUUUCAGGUGAUUGUGUGAUAAGCCACAUUUACGAACAAUUUGAACGCAAUAGUAUUUUGUGGUAAUGAUACUUUGUGUGGUAAUUCAACGUUCUUAUUACGAGAAAGCGGGAAGAAUUAAGAAUACGAGAAAAAAAAUAAAAAAUAAUAGUUAACGAUAAUGGAAUAUAAUUUUGUUAAAUUUAUUAUCCUUUUUGAUCUUAUUGGUUUUGACCAGGGACUGUUUUCUAUAACUGCUAUCAACGUAUAUAUUAUUAUACGCAUAAUAAUAUAACCGUACCGAUUAGACGAAGUAAAUAAAUAAAUAAAUAAAUAAAUAAAAAUUGAGUUAAAUAAACAAAACAUCUUAGCGAUAAAUUAAAUAACGAAAUAAUUGAAGGAAACGGAUGAGAGAAGUUUGAAGUAACAAUACAAAAAUCGAAAGAAAACGAAAAAUGUACAUAUUAUACAAUCUGCCUAGAUAUUAUAAGCAAAGAAAAAAAACAACAACGUGUACUUGGAAAAGUGUAUAUAACGCAGUGUACUUUUAAUUAUACUAGGUGAAAUAAUAAACGGCUUCUUUUGUUGUUUGCAAAA
Messenger RNA from Venturia canescens, 17084 nucleotides. It is a transcript of the gene kis, whose product is annotated as kismet. Gene Ontology annotation, cellular component: chromatin; nucleus. Gene Ontology annotation, molecular function: ATP hydrolysis activity; chromatin binding; DNA binding. The transcript has 17 exons. Gene Ontology annotation, biological process: regulation of gene expression; chromatin remodeling. Bases 994 to 16020 code for a protein of 5008 amino acids. Lineage: Eukaryota; Metazoa; Arthropoda; Insecta; Hymenoptera; Ichneumonidae. The record is from RefSeq and is a predicted model, not a curated record.